GGCGGCUGGGCGGGCACGCCCCCUCGCCGCGGCCCCCUCUCCGCCUCGCUCGGCUGCUGCUCUCGCUCCCGGGUCAGACGGCCGGAGCGAGAAGAUGGCGAAGACGUACGAUUAUCUGUUCAAGCUGCUGCUGAUCGGCGACUCGGGGGUGGGCAAGACCUGCCUCCUUUUCCGCUUUUCGGAGGACGCCUUUAACACCACCUUCAUCUCCACCAUCGGAAUUGAUUUUAAAAUCAGAACGAUAGAACUUGAUGGAAAGAAAAUUAAGCUUCAGAUAUGGGACACAGCAGGUCAGGAAAGAUUUCGAACCAUCACGACAGCAUACUAUAGAGGAGCCAUGGGAAUCAUGCUGGUCUAUGACAUCACAAAUGAAAAAUCCUUCGACAAUAUUAAAAAUUGGAUAAGAAACAUUGAAGAGCAUGCCUCUUUAGACGUGGAAAGAAUGAUCCUGGGUAACAAAUGCGAUAUGAAUGACAAAAGACAAGUGUCAAAAGAAAGAGGGGAGAAGUUAGCAAUUGACUAUGGGAUUAAAUUCUUGGAGACAAGUGCAAAAUCCAGUACAAAUGUAGAAGAGGCAUUUUUUACACUUGCACGAGAUAUAAUGACAAAACUCAACAGAAAAAUGAACGACAGCAAUUCAUCAGGGGCAGGUGGACCAGUGAAAAUAACAGAAAACCGAUCAAAGAAGACCAGCUUCUUCCGGUGUUCGCUACUUUGAUGAACUUUUUCUGAGAGACUGCAGCACACCUAGAGGACCCUUUCCUGCUUCUCUGAAAGCACAGGUCACCCAGCCUCAGAAUCACACCGCCAGGCUGCUGCUGAGAGCACCACCCAGCCUAGACCUCUCGACACGAACACCUAGUGGAUGCCAGCCACACGGCCUAGCGAGAUAACAGGCUCCUUUUUUCAAACAUGGAAGCAAUGAAAUGGAGACACAUGCAAGACUUGUUUUUCUCUUUGUUUUAUUGCCUUUUGCAGAAGCUGCUAUCUUUUCUUUUUCACUUUGCACAUCAGUGUUAGCCUUUCCCUGUUAUAGCAGUCUUAGACUCUCACAUGCACAUUUUUGUCUCAUAAAGUUCUAGACAAAUUUGUGCUUUGGGGAUGUUUAAAACAAGAGUAGAACAUUUAAAGCAGAGGUCAAUAUAACUAAAAUUAAAGGACAUUUGGUUUGAUGUUAUUAAAGGACAUAUGGCCAGAUGUUAUUACAUUCAUGGCAUUUACUUAAGGGCUCUGAUUUGUGAUUUUCUUAAAUAAGUAUCAUUAAAUUCUGAUAAAAUUUAUCUUAAAAAUUUAUAAAAAUGUCCACCUAUUCAUCAUAGGCUGUAAUUUUUUUAUUUCUUAUUGUUUAGCACUUUGCUUCAUUCUUGACUUUUUAGCCAGAGUCUGGGUAGCUGAAGAAAUCACUUUUCAGUUGAUUCCCUCUGCCUAAUCUAUAAAAACUGCAUUUGGAAAUGACUUUAAUCUCAUUUUUCCUGGGGUUCAUAUUUGCCAUCUUUUCCUAUGUUUGACCUAUUGUAAUCAGUCAGUUACCUAAAACAUAACAUAUUUGACCAUUGUUGUCUGCUUCUAGUUGUGAAUUCUUGAGCUGAAAUUUUACGUGGGCAGAGAGAUGUACCAUUUAGGGUUUUAUUUCAGCGUCUAAUUGUGGUUCCAUCACAUUAACAUACAUGAUAUAUUUUGUCUUAGGUUUACUCCCCAGCUGAUUUAGUUGUAAUACCCAAUUCCUACCACGAUUCCUGUGUACAAGAGUUAACAAGAGUUAAUUUAGAUUUUAAAGCUUACCUAAAGGAAGAGAUAUGACUUUUUAACAUAAAUUUAGUAGAAAUAGCUCUUGGUAAUGGUGAAAAUGACUUUUCGUUCUGUUUUUACUUGGGUUUUUAAAUAAAAUAAGAAUAAAUAGACUUAGUGCAGCCUCUAGGAAAAGUCUUGCUUUUUCAUUAGAGACAAUAUGAGCAAGGUUUCAGUUUUAAAACAGUGCCCAGAAUGGUUGGUUCUACUGUUGAAUGUGUAGAACCCGGUUCCAUCUGUUCAGGUUUGUUGAUAGAGAACUUGGUCCAGUCAUCUGGGCUGAAGCCAACCAAAAGCUUAGCUGUCUUUCUCACCAAACCCUGGAACUGGGAUACCUUUUGUAGAUGAAACCACCACAUAGGAAAAGAAAGGGAUUUAGUGUUAACUGUGUGCCAAAUUAAGGUCAUGAUGUCAUUGCUCUUAUCCUAGCCUUCAGUGUCAUAACACAGGGGAGUAACAAAGAGGUGAUGAAGGAAGUGAAUUCUGUUGAUAAUUAUUCCUCCUCUUAGGCCUGUUUUGUUAAACAGAGUUUACCAUCAUGCUUGAAAUUAAGAAUUGGAAAUGGAAGUGGAAACAGGUUGCUUGUUACCACAGAGAAUUCUGCUUCAAAUUAAGAUGUAUCGUAGGAUGCCUGAACCAUUCAAACUUUUUGAAAACUUAUGCACAACUUAGCUAUAGCAAAUAUAAAUAUUCCAGAGCUAUUUUUGAUGGGUACACUAAACAUUGUUAACAGAUUUUUAAAAAACUUACCUAUAGGCUUAAAGGCAUCUGUUGGUGUCCGAGUUUAAUCACGUGGUUCCUUGCAUGAAAGUUUGUAAGUCUACCAUCUUAAAAUUAGAUACAUCUUUGGAAAUAAAAAAUAAUUUCUUA
Molecule: messenger RNA, 2658 nt
Organism: Myotis davidii
Lineage: Eukaryota; Metazoa; Chordata; Mammalia; Chiroptera; Vespertilionidae
Gene: RAB8B
Product: RAB8B, member RAS oncogene family
Exons: 8
Coding region: 95-718 (207 amino acids)
Biological process (GO): regulation of exocytosis; protein localization to plasma membrane; cellular response to insulin stimulus
Cellular component (GO): synaptic vesicle; trans-Golgi network transport vesicle; endosome
Molecular function (GO): GTP binding; GTPase activity
Source: RefSeq, a predicted model, not a curated record